AAAACUCGUUAUUUCAGAUUAACAGAAUGGCCUAAUUGACUAUUUUGAGUUAGCUUUGUAAAUCAGUGAUAUUUGUUAAAAGUGAUUUCUGUCUAGGUAGAUUAAUCUUCUGGUUUAGAAAGUUCUGUUGGUCCGUUAAAGAUGGCGAAGAAAACUUAUGAUCUUCUCUUUAAACUGCUUUUAAUCGGAGAUUCUGGUGUGGGGAAGACAUGUAUACUAUUCAGGUUUUCUGAGGAUGCUUUCAACACGACGUUUAUAUCAACAAUCGGUAUUGAUUUCAAGAUUAAAACAAUCGAACUCCGGGGGAAGAAGAUAAAGUUGCAAAUAUGGGACACGGCAGGGCAGGAAAGGUUUCAUACGAUUACGACCUCCUACUACCGAGGAGCUAUGGGUAUAAUGCUAGUAUACGAUAUUACCAACGCCAAGUCAUUCGAUAAUAUCGCCAAGUGGCUGAGGAACAUUGAUGAACAUGCAAAUGAGGACGUUGAGAGGAUGAUCCUCGGGAACAAGUGCGAUAUGGAGGACAAGCGUGUUAUAAGUAAGGAGAGAGGAGAUGCUAUAGCAAGAGAACACAGUGUCAGGUUUCUAGAGACGAGUGCUAAGACGAAUGUAAAUGUAGAGACUGCGUUUAUUCAGCUUGCAGAAUCUAUAUUAGAGAAAACUAACGUCCAGGAGGUUAAACAGCAGCAGCUUUUCCCACAGCAGCAGCAGCAGUCAUCAGGCAGAUGUCCGGGCUGCUCCCAAUAAGAAUAGAAGCUGCUCUUCGGGAUGCUGAGUCUUCAAGUAGCCGCCAUUGAGAGAAGCUAUGAUUGUUCACAAAGAAGCUACUUUUAGAUGCUCUAAUGGAUUUAAAUGAAAAUCUUAUCCCAGUUUAAGCUGCUUAAUGUUAAAUCAGCUUCUUUCAAUAACUGGGUUUCUUAUUGUAUAUUUAUAAAAAGCUGUUGGAAAUUAUUUAUUUGAUUUCGAUUUUGAUUAGGUGUUCAAAUUAUAAACUAAUAUUAAAUAUAGGGGUCUCAAGAAAUUCUAUUUUCCUUCUUUAAAUUAUUUUUUGUUCAGUUUCUUUAUCCCUGUUUGUGUUUAUACUCAUUUCCUUUCUAUUCAUAAAUAUUUCGACUUAUCCGUUGCAUUUUAACAAUAUUCUCUUCCUUUCGCUUUACAAAAUUACAAUAUAUUCCAGAUUUCAAAUAUCUUUAUUUUAUUUUAAAUUUAUUUUAUUUCAUAAUAUCAUAUUCCCAAGUUUUCUCUGAUAUCAUGUUACCCACCUAAAUCAAUAUUUUCCGCGAUUUUAUCAAUUUAAAAGUAUAAUUUUAUGGAUUUCGUUACAAGAACAUUAUCUGCUUAUUUAAAAACAAUCCAAAGUCCUAAAGCUAGUUUAAAGUCCUUCAUCUUGGUGAUUUUUGAAAUGUCUAAACUAUAUUUAUUUGAUUUUUAUUAUUCAUGUUGCUUCAUGCACGCUUGGGUCAUAGUUAGGUGGAUUGACAAAGGUUUAAGUAGUUAGUAAAAAGGUGAUUAAAAAGAUGGUAUAUAUAUAUAUAUACUUUGUUAGAAGAAUGUAUCUUAAUUUUCCACCAAUUUGUUUCUUUCUACGAUAAUUAGUUAACACGCACAAAGAUUUAAUGAAUUCCAAGUGCAAGUUGUUCCAAGGCCCUUGAGAAAAUAUUUAAUGAAUUUAAUCUUUUUUUUUUACUGGAAUAUGGAUGUAAACCAGAGCUUAACAUAUUCAAUAUUGAAACUUGUUCUAAAAUUGGUUUCUUUAUCCUUCAAAGAAACAAUUUCUGCAUUAAAAGCGGAAAAGACGUUUAAUGUUCUAAAAUUGGUUUCUUUAUCGGCCAGAGAAAUAAUUUCCUGCACAAAAGUUUUAAAAGCGGAAAAGACGUUUAAUUAAUAGAAAAGAAGGUUCCUUGGAACGGGGGACGGGGGGGGGAUAAUUUACCCAAAAGUUUCGAUGACCUUUUGUGCUUACUUCAUGUCUAAGAUUUUUAAAAUAUAAAUGAAGUCCGCAAACAUAUUUUUUGUGAUUAAACUUUUAGCUGAUUACCAGGUAUUGAAGCAAUAUUUAAAAAGUAAUUCCCCUCCCCCUUUUUUUCUUGCACAAAUGUUAAUCAAAUCGGUAUUUAAAAAAAUAUUUUUUUUCGUUUCAUCUUUCACAAAAAUCAGUUUCCGUUCUGAUUUGUCCACAGAUUAGUCACAAAGUGCUUAUGUUCAUAUUCGUGUUAUUUUUAUACUUUGACAAAUUUUUGAACUUGAAGGGGUUGUUCACACUUUUUAGAUGUAUUUUCUAUUAAAACAUAUAAAAAAUGCUAUAUCUAUAUAUAUAUCCGUUACCUUUCCGUAUAUAAUCCUCGUUGACGUGUUAAAUUCUCAAAAUUGUGAGCUGUCCCUUUAACAUUGUCUGGUUGCUUCAGA
This is a messenger RNA of Eurytemora carolleeae, 2406 nucleotides long. It is a transcript of the gene Rab10, whose product is annotated as ras-related protein Rab-10-like. Gene Ontology annotation, cellular component: recycling endosome; Golgi apparatus; insulin-responsive compartment. Lineage: Eukaryota; Metazoa; Arthropoda; Copepoda; Calanoida; Temoridae. Gene Ontology annotation, biological process: cellular response to insulin stimulus. The record is from RefSeq and is a predicted model, not a curated record. The transcript has 7 exons. The coding region runs from base 142 to 747 and encodes 201 amino acids. Gene Ontology annotation, molecular function: GTP binding; GTPase activity.